Molecule: messenger RNA, 3196 nt
Organism: Phacochoerus africanus (Common warthog)
Lineage: Eukaryota; Metazoa; Chordata; Mammalia; Artiodactyla; Suidae
Gene: ICAM1
Product: intercellular adhesion molecule 1
Exons: 7
Coding region: 302-1915 (537 amino acids)
Biological process (GO): cell-cell adhesion
Cellular component (GO): membrane
Molecular function (GO): integrin binding
Source: RefSeq, a predicted model, not a curated record
GAACGCCGGGAGCAACCCCCGAGUUGCAGCCGGGUCGCUUCCGCCAGGCAGCCCUCUUUACUUCAGUUGGGAAAUUCCGGUGCUUGAGCGGCCAGCGAGGGGGGUGGACAAUCUGGUACGGCCCCAGGCACCCCCUCAGCGGAAAUGCCGGAGCCCUCGUUCGGGAGGGGAAAGCGCAAGGUUUCCGGGAAGGGAGCACCGCCCCUCAGCCCCCCGUGGCGGGCCACUAUAAAAGGACCCUCGGCGCCACAGUGCGCGCCACACGCCUCUGAGACACUUAGUCCGCCCCGCCGCCUCCGCGAUGGCUCCUGGCGCCACCCAUCCUGGCCAGCUUGCGCUCCUGGCCCUGCUCCUGCCCCUGCUUGGGGCUCUGCUCCCAGGGCUUGGAGGUGCUGAAAUCUCAAUGUGGCCCCUAAACACCAUCAUACCCAAAGGAGGCUCCAUGAAGGUGAACUGCAGUGUUGCCUGUGAUGGAAACAUCACCAACUUUGGCCUAGAGACUCAGUGGCACAAGACUGAAGUGGACCACAGAGACAAGUGGAAGAUUUUUGAACUGAGUAAUGUGGAAAACGAUGGCACUCUACUCUGCCACGCAUCAUGUCAGGAAAACCAGACAAAAGUUCAAGGGAAGCUCACCGUAUACUGGUUCCCGGAGUAUGUGAAACUGGCUAACUUGUCCUGGCAGCGCGAGGGCCAGCACUUCAACCUGAGCUGCCAAGUGUCAGGCGGCGCACCCCGGACCAACCUCUCUGCGGUGCUGUUCCGGGGGGAGGAGGAGCUGUUCAGGAAGUCAGUGGGGAUGGAGGAGCCUGCCAGUGUCACGUUCCAGAUGCUGGCCAGCAGAAAGGACCACGGUGCCAAUUUCUCUUGUCGUACUGAGCUGAAUCUACAGCCCCAGGGGCUGGAACUGUUCUGGAACAGCUCGGCCCCCUUGAAGCUCCAAACCUAUGUCCUGCCAGCCACCCACCCACACCUUGCUACCCCUGAGCUUGUGGAAGUGGGCACACCCGUUUCUGUGAACUGUUCCUUGGAUGGACUGUUCCCAGCCUCAGAGGCUAUGGUCCACCUGGCGAGGGGGGACCACAGGCCGCCACUAACAAUCACACAUAAUGGCGACUCCCUCCUGGCCAAGACCUGGAUCAAUGGAACCGAGAAGGAGCAGGGCACCCAGUACCUGGUAUGUGAGAUAAUGUUGGCAGACAAGAAGGUGGUGACAAAGAAGAAUGUGACCUUCUACAGCUUCCCACCUCCCAACCUGACCCUGAGCGAGCCUGAGGUCUCAGAAGGGACUACAGUGAGCAUAGAGUGCCAGGCCCAUGGUGAAGCUGUGGUGACACUGAACGAGGUAGCAGCAGAGCCCCCCAGCCAGAGGGCCCAAUUGAAGCUGAAUGUCAGCGCUGAGGACCAUGGGCGAAGCUUCUCCUGCUCUGCUGCCCUGACGGUGGCUGGGCAUGUGCUAUACAAGAACCAGACCCAGGUGCUCAGUGUCCUGUAUGGACCCCGGCUAGACGAGAGGGAUUGCCCAGGAAACUGGACGUGGCCAGAAGGCUCCCACCAGACCCUGACGUGCCAGGCCAGGGGGAACCCAACCCCCAAGCUGAUCUGUCGCCGGGAAGGGGACGGGGCUUUGCUGCCCACCGGGGACCUGGGGCCUGUCAAGCGGGAGAUUACAGGCACCUACCAGUGUCAGGCCACCAGCUCUCGUGGUAUGGCCACCCGAGUCGUGGUCGUGAACGUGAUCCACAACCAGAAUAACAUGGCCAUCAUCAUUCCGGUGGCAGCCGUGGCUAUCUUGGGCAGUGUUGGUGUCGCCGCUUACAUCUAUAACUACCAGCGGAAGAUCCAGAAGUAUGAGCUACAGAAGGCCCAGGAAAAUGCAGUCAUGAAACUUAGCACACCAGCCUCGCCGCCUUGAACCUGUUCCAGGGCAGGACCUCCUCAGCACCCCCUCCCACACUGGGGCAAGCGGGACUGCAUUAAACAAUGGUGGUCAUACACCAUGGAAGCUGUACCCACCUUCCCAGGAUGCCAGAGGACAGGAUAGAGGCCUCAGUCAGGAUACAGACAGCAUCUGGUGUCAUGACACCUGCGUACUUAUGACCCCGCCCCCAGGCCUCACACCUGACCUGUAGCCUCAGCACUGAGCCAGGAGGAGGGGGUGAGAUUCAACAUGAUUGUGAGGGGUGUCGAAGUCUGACCUGACCAGAAGGUGUGUGAUGGAAUCCUUGACCUCCAACAUGGAAACACACAACUGGGAAACAUUGAAACUCACCCACCGCUGCAUGUGCUGAGGUCCUGCAGUCCUAAGAGACAAGUGGCCCUGCACAGACACGUGCAGUAUUGAAACACAAGUCUCAACACUUUCUCCGACAGAUGCCCGGUUCCGGCACUGCUGUCUACUGACUAUCCCCAGCUCCUGAUGAUGACAUAUUUAUUCAUUUGUUCUUCUACCAGCUAUUUAUUGAGUUCCUUUUACGUGGGCUGGAGUGGUAAACAAGGAUUUGCUUCUCAGUCUAAUCUCAUUCAGGGUUGCCAGGUACAGUUGUAGUGGCUGUGCACUGCACAAGAGUGCCUGAAGGAAGUUCUUGUGUGGUGCAGUGGGUGAAGGAUCUGGCAUUGCCACAGUUGUGUCACAGAUUGCAGCUGUGGCUCAGGUUCGAUCCCUGGCCUAGGAAUUUCCAUAUGCUGUGAGUAUGGCAAAAAAAAAAAAAAAAAAAAAAAGAGUGCCUGGCAAAAAGAUCAAGUAGUGCUAGAAUUUCCUACCCUAUUGGCCAAGCUGCUUUCUCCCAGAAAGGGGCUAGCAAUGGUGACAUGAUUUAGCUGGUGCCAUGCCCGGAGAUGAUCCACUGAGCCCUUAUGCCCCAGCACUGGCACUGACCUCUGUUAGCCACCUCUCCAUCCAUAUCCAUCUCUGCCAGUGCUCACAAUAACACCUGGUGUCAUGCCUAAAUAUGGGUGCUCACUCCUUGAUAGCUAAACCAUGGAGUCCCAGUAAACUAUGCCCAACCCCCGCGUGCCCCUUUCUUGUCCUACUUGUUUCUGUCUCAGUAGGACAUUGCAAAAACAGAACACUCUAAGGCUCCAGAUUCCUGCGUGGAUGAGGGUCCUGCAAGCAGUGGGGAGGAGAGACCUAGGAGAACCCCACUGGGCUCUGGAAUCCUCUCCCUUGUACUAAUAAAGCUAUUUCAUCCUCCCA